GUCGAUAUACAUUGUUUACAUUUAUAAGUCGACAAGUCGUGUAUUAUUCGCUUACUAGUCACGAUGACUUCGAAAAUUGCCAACUUUAAUCGAUAUAUAUUUUUGAGGUCAUUUCAUGUAACAAAUAUACCGCCAUGUUAUAAUUGUUCAAAUAUAAUCAAAAGGAAAUUGCAUUUGGAUUUGCAGCGCGUGCGGAUUCGGGAACGAGCUCAACUUCGACAGCAGCCGGUGUUUGCCACAGUUUCUGCUAGAACGAUGUCAACGUUAGAACAAAAGAGUGAUUUUAUCUUCAGACAGCUGUUGGAAUACAAAUCAUUCACAUACACCUACCUUCUAGCUGAUCUGGAGUCCAAGGAGGCUAUACUUAUAGACCCUGUAAUAGAGACUGUGGACAGAGAUGCCAAACUUGUGACAGACUUGGGACUUAAACUUGUAUACGGAGUGAAUACACACGUGCAUGCGGAUCACAUAACCGGAACCGGUAAAUUGAAAGAGAAGUUUCCAGAUUGUAAAAGUGUGAUCAGUAAAGAUGGCAAUGCAAAAGCUGAUAUUCAACUGAAAGAGGGUGACAAAAUAAAAUUUGGAAACUUUGAACUGGAGGCCAGAAGUACACCAGGACAUACAGAUGGAUGCAUGUCGUAUGUUUGGCAUGAAAAAGGAAUGGUAUUUACUGGUGAUGCUGUACUGAUUCGAGGAUGUGGUAGAACAGAUUUUCAGCAAGGUGACUCAGGAAGGCUGUAUGACUCGGUUCACAAGAAGAUUUUCAGUUUACCUUCUCACUUUUUUAUGUACCCAGCUCAUGAUUAUACAGGACAAACCGUUUCAACAGUAGGGGAAGAAAAACAAUUCAACCCACGUCUUACAAAGAGUAAGGAAGCUUUUGUGAAAAUUAUGCAAGAGCUCAACUUGCCAUAUCCGAAACAGAUAGAUAAAGCAUUGCCAGCCAAUCUUCUGUGUGGAAUCCAGCCUUCAUGAGUUGGGAGUACAGGCUUCCUGUGAUAAAUUUAAUGUGACAUUAGUCUUUCCUUAACAAUACACAAGAAAGACAUGAAAAUUUUUACACAUGUGCUAUACUAUACAUAAUUAUGCUCAGAAGGUGGUGAACUAUAUUUACAUGGAAGUUGUUACUGUAAAUAUAUAUAGUCCUAUUUUAUUCACUCGCAUUUGGAUCAUUUGAUAUCUCCCUUCACUCAAACUCAGGUCCUGGCAAAAUCGCUUUGUUUAAGUUACUAUUCUACCUUGAAUUACUGGAAUCCUGAUGGCUCAAACUCUCCAACAGUACAUCUAGUUAUGAUGAUUACUUAUAGUGUAGAUGAUACCUUUUGGAUCCAACAACAAAAUAUGACAAAUAGUUCACACAUUUCUUGAGUGAAAACUUUACACAAAAGUAAAGGUAAUUGCCAAUAGAAAGUUUAACUGCCUAAAAUUUUGUUAUAUUCACUCAAUGUACUUUCUGACUUAACGCAUUUUAAUAUUGAUUUUAUAUUGAUGGUAUAUUUAUGGUUAUUUUGAAUAAGCUUAAAAUUUUAUAAUAGAAUCAAGUAUCGUUAAAUAGUUUGACUUAAAUAUGUAUGCCAGUAUAGAAAUCUCAGUUAGCUCAAAAUGUCAAUAGUUCAAACAAAUCUCUGCAGGUCGUGUGAGUUUGAGUGAAUGCAGUUGGACUGUACAAUGUAUAUAGAAGAUUUUAACCUGUGCUUAAAGCAGUUUUAAGUUCGAGUGAAUGCAGUUGGACUGAAAAUGUAUAUAGAAAUUUUUAAACUGUGCUUAAAGCAGUAUGGAAGGACAUGCUUGUACAGAGGUCUUGUCUUACAGAAUGUGAAAACAUACACUGAACAAAAAUGAAAAUGGCCUUACAAAUUUGUUUUUCCUUUUUUUAUUAUUUUCCAGUUACUGCAAAGAGAACAUCACAUUUAUUCAUUUUCUCAUUGCCAAUAGUUUUAGCAAAAACAGAAUCCAAUUUAAAGGCAUUCCAAUUUUGAACAUAACCUUGUAGAAUGUGACCAAACUUUUAAUUUACCUAUUCUAUGAUUCUCUUCAAAUAUAAGGCAAUACCAUUAAUAAUAUAUCUCAUUCUAAACUUUUUAAAAUUUUCAAAAUAUCCGAUAAGUUUUUGUUAGUGAUUGUGAAAAGGUGUUUUAUACUGUACAUUCUAGUGGUUACAUUUUGGAAAAAUAAUUUGGGUGGAAGAAUAAGCAAUUUUCUACUGAAUACAUGUAAUAUUUUAUUUGCAUCUUGGGACUAGUAGUGAUUAAAAUAUCUUCUAAGAAACAAAAUCAUUUGUGGAUGUGAGCUGAAAUGUUUCCUUCUGAAACACUUAAAAGCUACAUUUGUCAGUUUCACUUACUGCCAAUCUGUGGAGCAAUUGCAAAUUGGUUUUUAAUGGUUAAACAUUAUGUGUUUCUAAAAUUUACAUUCCACGGAAUUGCAAGUAUUUGUAUCUUGUAUUUACAAAGGUCUAUUUUGACUUUGAUUGAGUAAUGGAUUUGUUAAAUAUUUCAAAAGCCAUAUUACACGAUAUUUUGAUCGCAUGACAAAAGAAGCAAUAAUAUGUACUAGUAUUUAAAACAAUGUAAUUAAGUCUUUGUAACAGGAGUAAUACUUCCAUGUCGACAAAUAUGCAAUACAUGUAAUUUAAGAUAUAUUUUGGUGUUUUAUUUUCUGGCGUUAAUGUCUAAACAUACUGUUGAAACUUAAUAUCUUUACUUAACAUCUUUUUACUUUACAGGGGGUUUGAAUGCGUAACUGUUUAUACAUUGUAUCACAAAAUCGCAGUAUCAUAUUGAUGCUAUGGUUAGCUGAAGUAAAUCCUGUAUGUAUUGUUUCUAACUAUUAAAGUGCUGUUAGCGCUUGUGCCAUAUUUGGAAUGAAUUCUUUUCAUACACGUACUAACAUAAAUCACCUUCCAUCAGUACUGUACUAUCAGUACCUUGAUUUUUCGCUUGUGGUCAGUAUAUGAAAAAAUCUUAAUGUUGUUUGGUUCAUAUUAGGUCAAGCCGUAUAUUUAUGUUUUCUGUACUCAGCAGUUGAUUGGUCGAUAGUUGACAUACCAAGUUAUCAGACAAGCUAUUUUAUUGAAGUUAAGUAUAAUUUAAUUAAAAAACAACUUUUUUUACGCAUGCCAAAUGGUUCCUAAAAGCAUCACUUUUGCUCUUGGUAUCUGGAAGCUUUUUGUAAGUUACAAAUCUGUUCAUAUAUCAGUGUAAGUGGGCCUAAGUUGCUUACCUCAAGAGGGAAAUAAAACAUAUUAUUCUUUGAUAACAGUCUGUUUUGUGUAAAACUUUGACCCCAGUAGCUGUACCAUAUUUGCCCAAAAAGGAUCAUCUUGAACAAACUUCUCAGUGGAGCACUAAAUCCUAUUACAUUUUUGUUAAUUACAGAUAAAAGCCACUUUUUCUGUUCUGUUUAGUGAAAUGGUUUUAUUAUAGUUACCAAUAAUGCAACAAAAUCAUACAAUGAAAUGAUGUCCUUCAAAGUAUAUUUAAGCAGAGUAGCUUUCUACUCGGCUACAAAUAGCUGCUACUUUUAGAUGAAUAGAGUUUACACUACUGGUACUGAUGAUAAACCCGAACAGAUGAUAAAGUCGACCACCUUGGAAAUAUUCGAUUGCAAUCGGUUAUUUAUAAAAUUGAACACACCAUCUAAUAGUUUCCACUUACAACACCAACUGGUGUAAAUAAAAACAAAAUUGGUAAAUAUUCUGUAUAAAUAAAUGACUUACAUUUAUCUGUAUAAAAAAUAUUUAUCCAAAAUUACUGGGGAAGAGGGUGUUUUAUUGCACAUGCUCACUGUCGCCACAUGAUGGCCUGACAUGGGGUCACUUUUCAUUACUUGAUCAGGAAUGACUGUUGCAGCUUUUUGGGGAAAGUUUCAAUACAAUACUACGAAGAAAAGUAUGUAAAUGACAAAGUGGUCGAAUUUAUCAUCAGUCAACCUUCGUACAGUCCCCAUUUUACAAACCCCUUUCAGGGCCUCACUUCGUGUGAGUUUGCUAACUAAAUAUAAAUUUGAAUUAUGUAAAGUUUUCAGCAAAUGUUAGGCUUUAUAUUGAUACCGACCAUUGAUUACAAAUUGCAGAAAUAAAAAAGUUACAGGUAAAAAACCUCAUUUUCUGUUCGGGUUUAUCAUUAGUACCAGUAUUGAAAGACCGGGAGGUCAGGUUAAAUUUUACAGGUUUGUAUUGCACCUCGACGCUGUAGUCACGGUACAGCCGAGCUAUACAUAUAAUUAUUUUUUUUACAUUUUUUACAUAUAUAUGAAUGAUCAAAAGUUUAUGAACAUUUUCUACAUUGUUGUUGCACCUCAUGAUGCUAUAUUUUGAUUAAUGUGUUAUUAAAGUACACUUACCCAUA
Messenger RNA from Mercenaria mercenaria, 4349 nucleotides. Its product is annotated as persulfide dioxygenase ETHE1, mitochondrial-like. Gene Ontology annotation, molecular function: sulfur dioxygenase activity. The transcript has 7 exons. Gene Ontology annotation, biological process: hydrogen sulfide metabolic process; glutathione metabolic process. The record is from RefSeq and is a predicted model, not a curated record. Lineage: Eukaryota; Metazoa; Mollusca; Bivalvia; Venerida; Veneridae. Bases 64 to 975 code for a protein of 303 amino acids.